This is a messenger RNA of Rotaria sp. Silwood2, 594 nucleotides long. Lineage: Eukaryota; Metazoa; Rotifera; Eurotatoria; Philodinida; Philodinidae. The record is from the annotation of a GenBank genome assembly.
AUGAAAGAGAUAACACUUAAAUCAAAAAGACACAAACAAACAAUUAUACAUCAAAAUAAUACAACAAUUACGGAUCUUUCUAAAGAUCCAACUCAAAUAGUUGCAACACCUUCUGUUCAUCAACACUCUAUGGAAACAGCAGGACCAAUUAAUAAGUUAAAUAAUUGCAAUAUUAUUCUUCGAAUAUUAAAUGAAUGGUAUGAUAAAAAUUGUCAUGCAAUGAACAUCUCAAAUGGCAAAUUAAUAGAAAAUGAAGAUUUUCGGCUUUUGAUUACUUCUAAUGGUUCAUUAGAAGAAGCUUGCAUAUCCUGCUCAUGCGGAGUCAAAGUACAAUUACCAAAGAUUCGUGAAUAUUUUUCUUUAUCUAAUUACUACAAGCACAUGAAAUCAAAAAACUGUUCUAUGAUAAAGAAGAAGAAAUCCACCAGUUGGAAUGCUAACAAUGAGUCUAGUACAGCUGCUGAUCAUGAAACAUUCGAUGGUGAAGCAUCACUUAAUAUUUCGAUGAACGAUCAUCCACCACUUUCAGCUUCAACUAUCACAGUCGGUACUACUAUUGAUACAGAUACAUCAGUUAAACGUUCAAUUAGUUAA